Molecule: messenger RNA, 1992 nt
Organism: Nothobranchius furzeri (turquoise killifish)
Lineage: Eukaryota; Metazoa; Chordata; Actinopteri; Cyprinodontiformes; Nothobranchiidae
Product: diacylglycerol O-acyltransferase 1
Biological process (GO): triglyceride biosynthetic process
Cellular component (GO): endoplasmic reticulum membrane
Molecular function (GO): diacylglycerol O-acyltransferase activity
Source: RefSeq, a predicted model, not a curated record
CUUAAUGAAUGGUGUUGCGUCUUCAACAAAAACGUCAAGAUGAAAAUCUGCACGCUCAUUCUCGGAUGUCGGAUCAGCUGAUCGUUUAUUUACCAGCAACUGUGCUGUGAACUACAGUGAUGUCGACCAGCUAAAGAAGCUGCGGCUGCUGCAGGAGACCUCUCUGUCUGGUACCUUCUCUGUCAGAAACGCAAAUGGCUGUGAUGAGGAAGAGGUUUGUUUCCUCCUCAGCUGGGGAAGAGGAUACGAACCUCUGGGAGAAUCCUCAUACUUCUGAAUCUGACCAGCCCAGUGAGGAACACCCUUAUGCAUCUCUGCUGUGCUGUCACAACAUCCAGGACUCGCUGCUGAGCUCCAACAGUAACUUCACAGGAUACAGAGGCAUCCUCAACUGGAUUAUCAUUUUGCUCGUCCUGACUCAUGCCCACCUGUUCUUAGAGAACUUCAUACAACAUGGCUUCCUAAUAGAUGUGAGAAAGGUGUUGGGUCAUCUGAUUGAAGACAGCUGCAACUGGCCAUCGGUCAACCUCCUUCUGGCUGCCAACCUGUUUGCUUUGUUAGCUCUCUACUUGGAGAAGACUCAAGAAAAGGGGGUGCUGUCUUCCACCACCAGCCAUCGUUUACAUCUCAUAAAUCUGGGGCUUCUUCUACUGCUUCCUGCUGUGGUCAUCCGAUAUGAGCCCAGAAUAUCAACAGGUGGAGCAUUCUUCUCUCUUUGGUUCUACAUUAUUCUUAGUCUGAAGCUUUAUUCCUACCAGGAAACAAACUGCUGGUACCGCCAGGCUCUUUUAGAAGCAGCCCGCGUUGGAUCUGUCACACAAACAGGCCAUAAUGAGAAUUUGACUCUGAAAGAUCUGUAUUAUUUCCUCUGUGCUCCAACUUUGUGCUACCAGAGAGACUUCCCACGCACCCCAAAGGUCCGCAUCAAUAAGCUGCUGCACAGGUUGCUGGAAAUGGUGGUUGUCAUUCAGAUCAUGGUUGCCAUCGUGCAGCAGUGGAUCGAGCCGAUCUUCCAGAAAUCGGAGAAGCCCUUCACCAGUAUGGACAUAACUUUGAGGGUGAAGCACCUUGUUGGCCUAGUGGCGCCAACCCAUUUCCUGUGGCUCCUCUUCUUCUUCUUGACUCACUCCUACCUGAACUUCUGCGCAGAGCUCCUUUGUUUUGGGGAUCGACAUUUUUACGGAGACUGGUGGAAUGCUCAAACUCUGAUCUCCUUCUGGAACACCUGGAAUAUUCCUUUCCAGAAGUGGAUUAACAGGCAUGUUUACGCACAGCUGGUGGAGAGGAAUGUUUCCCCAACAAAAGCCGAGUUCCUGGUCUUCCUGAUGUCUGCUGCUCUCUGUGAGUAUCUGGUCGCUCUGCCUCUGCACAGCUGUCGUCUGUGGAUUUUCCUUGUUAUGGUAUCAGAGCUGCUGGUUGCAGUGUUCCUGGGAAACUCCUUCCAGGGUAACUAUGGUAACGGUUUGGUGUGGCUGUGUCUGCUGCUCGGCCCUCCUCUGGCUGUGACUACCUACUUCCAUGACCAUUACAUUGGCUCCCAUCACCACAGUCGCUCCAUCUCUGCACCGCUGGCUUCAGACCACAGGGUUUUCCUACAGCUUUAUUAAUAUUUGAAUACAUAGACAACUAGGUCUUAAAAUGGGCAAUAAAUGAUUAAUUGUUCUUUUUUUUAUUGACAUCCAUCAGCUUGAAAAAGUAGCUGUAACAUGCAGGAGAAGUGAUUAUUCUUGUCAGAUGUGAUUGAGACACAUAAAACCAUACUUUUUUCCCAGCAUACUUGUGGACCAACAUGCAUGACGAGAUGGUGCUGAUUUUACGCGUACCUACCAGUUAAGUCUGACUCUUUGUGGAGGAAGGGGCCGCUGGAUUUAUUGCCUAGCAACAGGGAGAAUUCAGGAUGAGAGACAUUGACUGCAUUUAUAUUAAACACGACAUACUCCUCAGUGUGUUUACAAUUGUAACAUACCUCAGUAAAUAAACAGCAAAAAUGGA